This is a messenger RNA of Electrophorus electricus (electric eel), 1997 nucleotides long. The record is from RefSeq and is a predicted model, not a curated record. Lineage: Eukaryota; Metazoa; Chordata; Actinopteri; Gymnotiformes; Gymnotidae.
UAUGACGCAUAGCGACUUCGCCUCAGUGAAUUGGAAUGUACUAAUCUUUUAUACUUUUUAAAACGUAUUAAGUGACGGUAGCUCCUUUAAUGUAAGAGAGUUUAUUGUUGGCGUUUUAUGAGAUUAAAUAUCAGAAUGUUAGCGAGAGGACGUAAAUAGAAAGAAGUAGCAGAAGCAAGAUAAGGCAACCCUUGGACCAAAUUUAUUUUCUCUAGACGUUUGAAAGGAAGUUAAGCUUCCUGAAUGGGUGUGGACAUCUUCCGGGAAUGAUUAAGAUCUACUUGUGAAGAAUCGCGUAGGACCUAACCAUAAUUCAGUAUCUAACACUUCUGAUACGAAACACGGCUGUUAUGUCUGUCAGUGGGAAUACCUUUUUCUCAUUUUACGUUUUUUGUUGUUAGCCGUACUUCUAACGUUAGCUAUUAGCUACUGAGUUGGCUCAUGAUAUAUAUGUCAUUCAACCAGACAUUAUUUAUCCUGUGUUCGCAUCAUCGGAUUAGAGAAAUUUGUAGCUAAAAUAAGGUGAAAGACCAUGUCCCAACGAGUGAUCGUCCUUUUCACAUGUCUCAUGGUGGUUACAGAAACCCGAGCAGAAUGUGAACGUCCCAGUGUUGGGGGAAACAGGAUUUUGAUUGAAGAGCCAACAAAUUUCCCCAGUGGAUAUGAAGCAAAGUUCAAAUGCGCAACUGGUUAUAAACCAGUUAAUCCAACAUCUUCCAGUGUAAUUACCUGCAAUGGAACACAAUGGACAGUCCUACAACUUGAAUGCAAAAAAAAAUCCUGUGGAAGCCUUGGUGAAAUCCCCAAUGGGAUGUACAUAUAUUCAGAUGGACUUCAGUUUGGUUCAACUGCCACAGCGGAAUGUAAGGUUGGCUAUAAACUUGUUGGAGACAAUACUAGAAAUUGUUUCAGUGACGGAUGGUCUGGCAGAAACCCUGUAUGUGAAGUGGUGAAAUGUACAAAACCUCCUCACAUAAAAAAUGGAGAGCUUGAAGAUCUAAUUAAGGAGGAAUAUGAAUAUGGAGAAGCAGUCACCUACACCUGUGAAUAUGAUUUUACCCCCUUUGGAAGUCUAACAAUAUCGUGUUCUGAUGAUGGCACCUUUCAGCCUUCUCCUCCUGAAUGUUUGAACGUGACCUGUAGUGAACCAGACAUUCAAAAUGGAAACAGAGUUCAGGGAGCACCACCACCCUACAGAUAUAAACAAUUUGUCGAGUACCAGUGUAACAGUGGCUACAAAAUGGAGGGGGCUGGUUACCUGACAUGUGAGGAAAAAGGAUGGAAUCCACCACCCCCCAAAUGCCGUCCAAUUGCAACCACAAAACCAAAACCAAGACCAUCUCCUGGGACCUUAGAGACAAUUCCUGGAGGUUAUGGCUCUCCAAGGCCACCCACAACAGGGCCACCCACCACCACACCACCAUCAAGUGGCAGUGGUUUGAAACUUGCAUUUGGACUUGGAAUACCUAUUUUGCUUGCAACUGUUGUAUUGGUGUUUUUCAUCAAAAAGAGAGCCUCUAGGAACGAGCGCACUCUAAAGGUGUCCACAAAAAACGAAGAUGCAGAGUAUUAGCAGCCCCAUUAUCUGGCCUCCUGACUCUUCUCUGAAUGAUCCCAAGCCUUUCGUAAAAUGGAGGAAUCCCUCAUGAAUAAUUUCUCUGUAUGUUCCUCCAGGAUACCAAAAAACUCACCAGAAAAAUAUCUCCGUUCAUGUGAUGUGCAAGUUUUUUUUCAGCAGACUAGCACGACUGCAGUAUUUCUGUAUGUUGUUUAAACAUGCAUGUGAUUUUUGGUUUUGAUUAGAACUGUGCUUCAUCUUUCCAUAAAAUUGUUUAGAAAGUUUAGCUGUAUUGUUUAAACUGCAAUCACCUCCAGCUGCACUAGAAGCCAUGUCACCUGUAUAGUUGGCAAAACAGUACGUGGAUCAACAUGGCUCAAAUACCUGAAUGACUGCUGACUUUGGACUAUAUUAAUUUUGUAAUGCUGUAAACAUUAUA